AUGCUUGAAUAUAUUGGGAAUACAAAUUUGGGUGACAUUUUGCCAUUUUUACAUUGGGUAGAUUUCCAGGGAUUGGAGAAAAGGUUUGUAAAUUUGAUGAAAAAGCUUGAUAAGUUCAUGCAGAAGUUAGUACAUGAACAGCGCAAACUUUUCUUGAGUGAGAAAUUAUGGGAAAGCCAUGGCCAGUCUAAGAAGACAGUGAUAGAUCAUUUGCUAUCACUGCAACACAAGGAACCAAAAUAUUACAUGAAUGAACUCAUCGAAGGAAUAAUUCUGGCAAUGCUUGGCGCCGAGACAGAAAGUUCAACCACCACUUUAGAAUGGACAAUGUCAGUUCUCAAUCAUCCAGAAUCCAUGGACAAGGCAUUGGCCGAAAUCCAGACCUGCUAUGGACGUGCAUUGGAUAAGCAAGACCUUCCAACACUGAAAUAUGUGCAGCGUAAUCAAUCAAACACUCGGGUUAUUUCCAUUGGCUCCCCUUCUCAUGCCACACGAAUCAUCGGAUAA
Messenger RNA from Fraxinus pennsylvanica, 507 nucleotides. The record is from the annotation of a GenBank genome assembly. Lineage: Eukaryota; Viridiplantae; Streptophyta; Magnoliopsida; Lamiales; Oleaceae.